AUGCACGCCUAUGCUCGUUUACAAUCGCGAAUGAUUGUUGGUCUGGGCUUGUCCGAUGGUGAGGGGACGGAGAGACUUUGGUCAAGAUUCGUUCGACUGAUCGGCAUACAGCGGUCAUCUUCGAGACAACGUCGUCUGUGGUUAAUCGAUCGGCACGCUGGAGCAAUUGGUCUUGAGAUGCGUGCUGAUCUCGGGGACUGGAUUAGGCGACGACUCAGGUGUGGUGUGGAGGAUCAAGGUACAGCUGCACGGAAGCUUCUCGAGGAGUGUGAAGUUGCCGACACCCGUGAUGCAAUUGAAAGUCUUGAACGAGUGCAUGAGCGUCUAAUGCACAAAGUGGAAGUAUUAUAUGCUUCGCUCAACGUUCAGGACAGGUUCCCGGAACUAGACGGCUUGAACCUCGAGUUUGUUCGAACACUGCUAUUAGCAUGCGAUCUCAAGAUGAACAUUCGCAAGCGUGCCAUUGGCAGCUUCUUCGAGUGGGAUAAGCUUGAUCGUGCAGUAGGAGGGUCACAGCAAGCACUCGGUACAAAACUCCACCAACAGACUCGAAAAGCGAUCGCAAAACGCCAGCCAGCAUUAAUGGCUGCUCUCCGUAAAUUCAACGCCUAUUGUGAGCGUCUGGAAGCCCUUUAUGAUCCGCAUUGCGGGAUUCCUCUUCCCACACCUCUCCCGACAAGACUAGCCGACCUACGCAACGAUCAGAGUUUGAUGGAAGAUAUAUGGAUCACACCUUCCACUGGAAAGGUCCCCCGCUGGUUGGAUGAUCAAGACGUUCGCGAUGGCAUUCGUGCAAUGUUGAAGAGAGAUAGAUGUGUUGAAGAGCAGCAACGUCUUGGUCUGGAGGCGGACAAUCUCUGCAGAUGGUUCGGCGACGAGCUCUCAGCACUAGAACUCGCCCUUUUGACACCAGGUUAUGAAAAAUUCCUUGUCCCACUUCGCCAGCAACAGGAGCACCUUCAGUACAUCCAGACUCGUUGGACGACCUCACUUGCAUCUGCGGCACGAUUUGCAUCUCGCGCAACUGAUGCUGUAUCUUUGGCCCGGAAGCUCUCAGGCGUCUCAGAGGAGCGUCCGCUUCAUUGGAUCAAUACGUAUGCUGUCUCUUAUGUUGUACCUACCGAAGACGAAGAGCCUGGAUCAGAAACAUUUUCUGACGCCGAUCACACAGCUUUGCAACCUGAAGAUGCUGCCCUUGUGGACAUUCUGACUGCCGGAGUCCCUGGUUGUGAGGAUGAUGAUAUCGACAUCGUCGUGAAUGAUCCCGGAGCCGAACUUUGUUGGCGAAUCCCUGAAGUAGCAUGA
This is a messenger RNA of Suillus subalutaceus, 1305 nucleotides long. RefSeq lists its product as uncharacterized. Lineage: Eukaryota; Fungi; Basidiomycota; Agaricomycetes; Boletales; Suillaceae. The transcript is spliced from 6 exons. The record is from RefSeq and is a predicted model, not a curated record. The coding region runs from base 1 to 1305 and encodes 434 amino acids.